AGAACGAGGCUACAAACCAUGCAAGCGACAGUGAAGACAGUCAAGGCGGAAGCAGAAGAAUCAUGCGAUACACUGACGAAGAUGAAGAUGCAUGCAGACCUCGAGAUCCGGAAAUUGCAGAGUGACGUUGGUCAGAUGAUAUCUGCCUUUAAGAAUUUGACUCAGUUUCAAAACAAUAUGAGCAAGUUGUUGGAGCAUGAUCUUCGUUCAAGUAUGGUUGGAGCAAUACUACAGAAGACGGGUUCAAUCAAGUCCCGCACUCAGGAUCUCAAAGAAAUCAGAAGAAAGAUCUUCGCCUUGAAGUGCCAGAUCCCGUCAUCGCUCUACAAACAGUCAUCCAGGGUACUGUUGAGCAUCACGGAAUCUCUAGCCGAUGAGGAUAUUGUUGAGAUCAGUGAGACCGGGAUUAUAUGCUUGCCUGCAGGCCUCCACGUUGCUGAGGAAUUCGAAAAAUCCUCAGCUUUUGAAGAAGUUGUUGAGAAAUUUCAAGGCCUUGAUGACUUCACUCAGAAGCUCUGCUUGUUGUCCUUCGCCGUGUUCCCGGAAAACAGAGAGGUUACAAGGACAAUGUUGAUGUAUUGGUGGAUCGGAGAAGGUUUCAUCAGUUGUGAUGAUUUUGAAAACUCAGUAAAGAGAAUUCUUGAUGCAUUUUCAGCAAAAAAAUUACUUGAGCCUGUGGAAGAUGAGAGGAAACUGCUACCAAAUAGUUAUAAGAUGGAGCCUCAUGUGCAUUCUGCAGUUAUAUACUUAGCCAAAGAAAUGGAUCUAUUUGCUAGCCAUAAUGGGAAGCUUAUCAUGAAGAAAUCAUCGAAGAAAAAGGUCUGCCUAGUAAAAGAUUCCUCGUUGCUACGAGAAGCAAAAACAUCUGCAAUGAAACCGGGAACCUUGCAGACGGUGUUCAAUUCCUCUGAACGGUUCCCUGAUUUCACAUUCAAGUGGUUUCCGUUAAUGGAUUCACUUAGAGUGCUUUAUUUAGGAAGAUGGGAGCGGACGGAUGAGCGCCACAUUGAAGUUAAGAACACAGAGUUUCUUAAAAAUAUAAAAUCACUGAAGAAGCUGUGGCUUGCAAGUUUUAAAGGGAUCUCAGGAAUCGAAAAGAUCGAAAACUCUGUUUGUGCGCUCCAAAACUUGGUGAUCUUGGAUCUUAGAGCAUGCUACGAUCUACAGGUUCUUCCUAACGAUAUAGGCUCACUUGAGAAUCUGAUUUACUUGGAUGUAUCAAAGUGCCUUAUAGAUCGCAUGCCUAAUGGGUUUGAAAGACUCUCAAGAUUAGAGGUUCUUAAGGGAUUUGUGAUUAGUCAGUCAGAUGAUGAAGACAAUUGUGCAUUUAAACACCUGGUGAAGCUGAGGAAGCUAAGCAUAACCAUAAAAAAUAACCGUUUCAAGGCGGAAAAUCUAAUUGAGUCACUGAGAGACCUCAUGCGACUUGAGAGUCUGACAAUCGCAUGGAGAGCGCGAUUCCCUGUGGAUGACCGAAGAGGAGAAGAAACUAAAGAAGCAGAGGAGUAUGGAGAAACAACAAACGAGGAGAAGGAGAACCAAAACAAGAGAUGGAUAAGAAUGCUAGAAAAUCCAGCAAUAGAUGAUAUCUCUAAGCUUCCUUCUAGUUUGAAGAAGUUGAAGCUAGAAGCUUACCCUGGCAAAUACCCUCCAAGUUGGUUAAAUCCCAAAAAUCUUUACAAUCUUGAAAAGCUCUCCAUCGAGGGAGGAAACCUUAGCAGAAUCAGUGACGAACCUCCAACAGAAGAAAACAGUUUCGGCGUUCAGAUCUUGCGUUUGAAGUAUCUUCAUGAAUUCAUGGUUGAGUGGAGAGAUUUGCAAGCUCUGUUUCCAAAUAUGAUACUGUUGGAGAAAUAUCAAUGCCCAAAAGUCACAUUCUGUCCCACAAAUGGUAAUGGUGUCUGGAAGAGGUCGCAGCCACAGAUGGUAAUAGAGUCUAAAGGUUCCAGCCUAGUCCGACCCCAAAAAAAAACCGACCGCGGAAAAGCCCGAAAAUGUUGGUGCUUGUAAAGCUUGCGGGUAGACCUGCCGGGUUUUGAGUUGGCCCAUGGGUACUAUGUGUAUGUAUUUUAUUCAAGUGAAGUAUCGCUAGUUUGAUUUUGGUCAUUCAAUAUAAUUUGCUUAUACAGUACUAUGUUACUACUCUGCAUCAAUUAUGUACGUACAAUUUGAACUCAAGUUAAGUCGGAUUUCAAAACGAAAUUUGAAUAAGUAAAUUAAUUUUCA
Arabidopsis arenosa is the source of this 2226-nucleotide messenger RNA. The record is from the annotation of a GenBank genome assembly. NCBI's taxonomy places the organism in Eukaryota, Viridiplantae, Streptophyta, Magnoliopsida, Brassicales, Brassicaceae.